Messenger RNA from Cercospora beticola, 3516 nucleotides. Its product is annotated as acetyl-CoA carboxylase family protein. The record is from RefSeq and is a predicted model, not a curated record. Lineage: Eukaryota; Fungi; Ascomycota; Dothideomycetes; Mycosphaerellales; Mycosphaerellaceae. Gene Ontology annotation, molecular function: ATP binding; ligase activity; metal ion binding.
AACAUGGCAAACAAUGUAGACGCAAGACAGAUAUCGUGCUCAAGAUUGUUAUCGACGGCCACCGCCAUCCAGGGAACAAGUCUCACGCGGCUGUCACGAAUAUGUCUACCCGACAGCCCAUCAAGAUCCUGAUCGCCAAUCGCUCCGAAAUAGCUUGCCGUCUCAUUCGAACAUAUUCACUUUACCCGGAUAUCCAGACAGUAGCUUUAUACACACCUUCCGAGAAGGACGCGACACAUGCACGCCUCGCAACCACCUCUGUUGCCCUGUCUGCAGAAGGACCACUUGCAUAUCUCGACGCAGAGAGUAUUGUCAACAUUGCCAAGAGGGAAAGAUGUUGGGGUAUCGCACCUGGCUACGGAUUCUUGUCUGAAGAUGCUGCUUUUGUGCGACUAUGCGAGCGUGAGCGGAUUGUCUUCAUCGGGCCAACGAGCGAGCAGCUGGCACGACUCGGAAACAAGCUGAGCGCAAGGUCUCUGGCUACAGAAGCUGGCGUACCUAUUCUGGAUGGCACCAAAACUGCAUCAGAUCGAGGCUCCUCUAUUGGUGAUGUCCUGACAUUCGCAAAAAGCCUAGGCUCAGGCAGGAGUGUCAUAUUGAAGGCUGCAGCUGGUGGCGGAGGGCGUGGAAUCCGCAUCAUCGAUAAUAACAAGGACGAGCGAGCUAUUCGCUCGGCUUAUGACGCCUGUCAGCGAGAGGCCUCUGCUUCCUUUGGCGAUGGAAGCUUGUUUGCCGAGCGAUAUCUAAAAGGCGCCAGGCAUAUCGAGGUUCAAUUACUUGGCGACGGCACUGGAGAGGUCACUCACUUCUGGGAGCGAGAGUGCUCGCUUCAGCGAAGGAACCAGAAAGUGAUCGAGAUCGCUCCUUCUCAGUCCGUUACACCAGAACUGCGGCGAGCAAUCAUUGCAGCCGCGGUGAAAGUAGGACAGGCAGUGAAGCUACGAAGUCUCGCCACUAUCGAAUUUCUCGUCGACACAGCUAACGACGACUUCUUCUUCAUGGAGGCGAAUCCCAGGAUACAAGUGGAGCAUACUAUCACUGAGCAGAUCAAUGGCGUUGAUUUGGUGGAUCUGCAACUCCAGGUUGCCCUCGGACACACCUUGGCAGACCUAGGUGUAUUGCAAGAGCGUUUGCCACCUCGAUUGACUUCCAUCCAGCUGCGUGUAAACUCCGAAAGCUUCAGCAAAGAUGGCACUGCGCAACCUGAAGCGGGCAUCAUUCAGCGGGCCAUAUUCCCCACAGGCGCCGGAGUGCGGAUCGAGACAGCUAUUGAAGGAGGUCGCGAGUACACUGUGAGCCCUCUAUUCGACAGUCUCCUGGCGAAGCUUGUCGUUACGUCUUCCUCGUACGCUUCAGCAUUACAACUGGCUCGUUGGGCAAUUGCUCAGACCACUAUCAUCGGGUGCGGGACCAAUCAGGCGUUUCUCAUGGCAUUGCUGGAUAUGCCGGUCGUGAGAGAAGGGAGACAUACAAUCUUGACCAUUCAGGACAACGUUGAUAAUCUCUAUAGCUCCACGAAGCAGAAUGUGGAUGUGCUGCAAGCUAAAGCCGACAAGAUUUCCAAGACAGCCAAAUCUUCGACGAAGACUGCAACAAAGGUCGAGCGUCCUGAAGGUUCAGAGGAGCUUCUGGCCCAUCUCACCGGGGUUGUCUUUUCACUCAAAGUGAGCGAAGGGGACAAGGUCAGCGUUGGUCAAGAAUUGGUCGUGCUCGCGGCGAUGAAAAUGGAACACUCUGUACAAAGCGCCCACAAUGGUGUCGUGGCCAAAAUACCUGUAUCACAAGGACAACAAAUCAAUGCUGGUGAGGCCCUUAUUUUCAUCACGCCGGACGAAGGCGAUUCGUCUGCUAAUGCGAGUGAUGCCAUCGAGACUGAGGAUCCAGAGGUACUGCGACCGGAGUUGAAAGAGCUCAACGAACGCAAAGCUGCAGUGCGAUACGCUGGCCGUAAAAGAGACGUAGAGAAGCGCCAUGCGAACGGGUACCUCACUGGUCGCGAAAAUCUUGACUUGCUCAUAGACGAAAACUCAUUCGUGGAGUUUGGAGAUCUCGUGGUUGCAGCACAGAAGAAAAGAUAUCCGAUGUCCCAUCUAAUCACACGAACCAGUGGAGAUGGUAUCAUCGUAGGAUGGGCUACCAUGCAGUCGCAUCCAGUCGCUAUGGUCCUUGGUGACUACCUAGUACUUGCCGGCACCCAAGGGCAUUUCCACCACGAGAAGCUAGAUCGGAUUUUCGCCUCAGUCAUUGCUCAUCCUGCUCCUCUGGUAUUAUAUGCCGAGGGAGGAGGCGGAAGACCCGGCGAUACUGAUGUCCUUAGCACCACAGGCCUCAAGACGCCAUCAUUCGCUCUGCUCGGCGAGAUCAAGGCAAGAGGCAUACCGUCUGUCGCAGUUGUGAACGGGUACUGCUUCGCUGGUAAUGCUGCUCUGCUGGGUACUUGCGACGUCAUAAUAGCUACAAGAGGUGGCUCAGCCGAUGCUCCACAGAGAAAGAAGACUACCAUUGGCAUGGGUGGCCAAGCUAUGAUUGAAGGCGGAGGUCUCGGCUUAUUCGAGCACGAAGAAAUCGGACCCAUCGAUGUGCAUAUGCGUUCUGGCGGCAUCGAUGUACUGGUGGACUCUGAAGUCGAAGCUGCACCAUUAGUGCGCAAAAUCAUCGCGAUGUUCACACAACCGCACCUGCCUCCGGCGGAGAGCCCUUACACAUCCGAUCACCUCCGCUUGCGUACAGUAGUACCACCAUUCUCAGCCCGUCGCCGAGCCUACGACAUCCGCGCUGUAAUCGCCCUUCUUCUGGAUGACGACAGCUUCAUUGAAUUCAGUCCGCAAUGGGGACUCUCGGUGCUCACAGGGUUAGGCCGCGUCAAAGGUCGAGCAGUAGGUAUAAUAGCCUCAAACUCUUCUUCACCUCUCGGCGGAGCCAUCGACGUGGAAUCAGGAACGAAGGUGAACCGCUUUUUCCGCCUCCUCAUCCGUCUCGGUGGCAUGCAUGUCAUCAGUCUUUGCGACACUCCAGGAUUCAUGGUUGGGCCCGACUUUGAACGUUCAACAGAAGCGCAAGGUGCAGGAAGUACAUAUCGCUGCUUCGGUGACUGGUUCGGCAACAGCCAAGAAUUCGGCCUCCUCGGUGGCCGCGUGCUGGGAGUCGUCCUCCGAAAUGGAUUCGGAUUGGGCGCUCAAGCCAUGCUCGGAGGCGGAACGCUAAGGAACAGUAUGUGCGUGGCGUGGCCCAACGCUGUCUUCGGAGGCAUGGGACUUGAAGGGGCCGUGAAGCUUGCAUAUAGGAAAGAACUAGAGGCUAUCAAGGACGAUGAAGAGAGGAGGAAGAAAGAGCAAGAAAUGGUUGAUGCAGCGUACGCCGAAGGUAGAGCUCUGAACCAAGCUACUGUCGGCGAGAUCGACAGUGUGAUAGAUCCAGCGACGACGAGACAAUGGCUGGAACAGAUGAUGGACGUCCUGCCGCAAAGGGUGCCCAAUUACAUGAGAGCGAGAAGGGAUGCAAAGAUGUGAGGCGGCC